CUAACAUACAAAAAAAAAAUUGAGUGGUCUUUUGUUUGUUUUGUCGUACCUAGUUACAUGCUUUUAUUUGGGUAGUAAUAAAACCUCCGAAAGAAAACUAACCUAACCUAACCUACUAAAACUAAACGUACUUACUGAAAUACUAAAUUUCCGAAUGUGCCUGGGCGACUAGUGACUAGUCGCCCAUUUUAGUCGGAGGUUUAGUUUUUCGUUUGGAAGGUUUAUUAUUUUUCCUUUUAUUUUGUUCACAUGUCCCGGUGUCUAAUCAAAUCUUGGAAGUUAAAUUUGUCUGAUUUGAAGUUGCAUAUGUACAAUAUCGAUUGACAAUGCAAUAUUAUGAUGACAUGGAACUGAUCUGUGCUGGAGUUGGAAGGUGGCCAUAAAAAUAACUCGACACUAUCAAGAUUGGGCUUGUUUAGUUCGUACUGAUAAGCAGUUAGAAACUAUACAGUCGAGGUCAUAAAUAUGUUUACACAUUUUUACCUAGUCGAAUGCGUUUGCAUACUAAUUGUUAGCGACCGCAUUCGAGUAGGUAAAAAAGUGUAAACAUAUUUAUGACCUCGACUGUACAAAGAUAAGUACAGUCGGUAUCGGUAUAAAAGCUUGUCUCAAAAAUUAUUUAUAGAAAACAAUUUUGGACAGUCACAUUUAAACUUAAACAGUCAAUUUGUUUUAAUUAUAUGGUAGUAUAUAUAUAUGUGGUAGUAUAUAUGAAUAUUAUCCUCCUACUUUUACAACACUGUUCUUUAAAAUCUUAUAAAAAAUUAAAAUAUGUUGCGCAAGGAAGCUGCCAGCUGCUCGGUCACCUGUGGAGUCGACUAGCCUUUUUGAAAUCUCCUUAAAUGAAUGAUAUAAAACUACCAACCUUUUUCAUACUUACAGGUUGAAGAAGAUUUGGAAAAUUAUGAACAAUGGACAUCUGGUGCAAAGCCAAGAUUAAAGAUGAGUGCCACACUCAAGAAUUUUUCAAAAAAUCCAUUGACGGCAAAUGUCAAUAUAAUGAAUACUGAAGAUAUCAGUCGGCCAUCAACUUCAAGUGGUGAUGGGAUACGAAUCCCUCACAAUAUUGAUGUAGCUGUCCAGUGUGAAAAAAAAAUGGGUGUUUCAAAUAAGUCCAUCAUGGCCCAGCCUCAGACUCAAGACAGGGAUACACAAAUUGUGGACGAAUAGUAAAAAAAAAAGUGUUGCCAUCAAGUAAGAUGUAUAUAUCUAGCAGUGAGGACAGUCCCAAUCAAUCACCAUCGCUAUUUGGAACCUCUAACUUCGACUCAUCUUCCAGUGCACAACAAGAUACUGAGAAAAGCGUCAGGGAGCAUAUGCUGAAAAUUAUAAGAAAAAAGCCAAAACUGUUUUUAGGAUUGCCUAAAAGUUUUUGGUGGAUCAUCAACUUCUUAGCUCAAGACUGUCGUUGUGUGGCACUUCAUGUAAUUAUAACAUUAUUCAAAUUAAAAAACAAUGACUCGUUUGCCAGAAUGAGUGAACAAUUUGAAAUGGCCAGAUCGACUAUCCGACUGGCAUUUGAAAAAAAUGUAACUAUUUUGUCAACUUACUUUCAAAAUUGUAUAUAUUUGCCACCGCUUGCACAUAUUAAGAAAAAUUUGGCAUUCAAAAUCAGAUACUCCAAUGUCCAGUGUAUUAUUGACUGUUUUGAAAUUCAAAUUGAAAAAGCACGGGAUCCAGAUAAACAAGCGGGGACAUGGUCCCAAUACAAGUCAUGUAACACAAUGAAAUAUUUAAUUGGAUGUACACCAGCUGGAUACAUAGCAUUUCUUUCAAAGGGUUAUGGGGGAAGAACAUCUGACAAAGCGAUCACAGAGAAAAGUAAUUUUAUUGAUGUUAUUCCUCUUAACGCAGUAGUUAUGGCUGAUCGAGGGUUUAAGGAGAUUGAAUCAUUGUUAAGCGUCAAAAAUGCAAAACUGUUAAGACCCCCAAGUGUGUAUGCAAAUAAAAAGAUGACAAAACAAGAAGUUUUAGAAACCAAGGUAAUAGCUAGUCUGCGGGUGCAUGUAGAAAGAGUUAUAAGACGAGUAAGAGAAUUUCAUAUGUUAAAACCUCAUGCUGUUGUAAAUAGCAAACACAUUAAGUAUUUGGACGACCUGGUGAUAAUAGCUUGUGGAUUAAUAAAUCUGCAGAACCCAAUAAUAAAAGACUGCUGAUUA
Messenger RNA from Cydia fagiglandana, 2159 nucleotides. RefSeq lists its product as uncharacterized. The coding region runs from base 1200 to 2156 and encodes 318 amino acids. The record is from RefSeq and is a predicted model, not a curated record. NCBI's taxonomy places the organism in Eukaryota, Metazoa, Arthropoda, Insecta, Lepidoptera, Tortricidae. The transcript has 2 exons.